Molecule: messenger RNA, 1028 nt
Organism: Triticum dicoccoides
Lineage: Eukaryota; Viridiplantae; Streptophyta; Magnoliopsida; Poales; Poaceae
Exons: 2
Coding region: 141-641 (166 amino acids)
Source: RefSeq, a predicted model, not a curated record
UCCCACACUAAUCUCGAGGAACCCGUGAUGUGGGAAAUGAAUACCUAUGACUUUGGCAAGCAUUAAAUCUACACGCAAGGCACGAGGGUGUCUACGAUCCCCUUCUUCUCUUCCUCCAACCUCCGUCUCAGAUCUCGGUGAUGGAAGGGCCUUUGGCGUGGGGGGAUCUCAUGGCGGCGGCAAUCGCGGGUAGCGACGAGGCGAAGAUGGCGAGGCUUCGCGAGAUCUGUGGGCGGUUCAGGGAUGCAGAGGAGAUGCAUCAGGAAUCACGUCGGGUGGUUGAAGAGGCCUCUGAGGAGGAACAAAGUUGGAUCUCAGGGAAGGCCCCGCUCGAGAUCCUCUAUUGGGCAAUGAUGGAGGCGGAAUCAAACGAUCCAGUGCAGCGCGCGCGGUGGUACCGCUACGCGUCGCAAGAUUGGGUUUCGUCCAAUCUGGUCUGGGAUGGUGUGCGGGUGGUGACCACGACGACAAGGUCACCGCCACACUGUCCGGUGAUGCCUGUCGUGACCGACGAUGAUGUGCGGGUGGUGCCGAGGCAAAAUGUGGCGCGGGUGGUUUCACAGUUGCCUCGUCGCUCCCCGCGGUUCCCCCGGCGUUCUGCGCGGAUCCAGGCGCUUGCACAGAGCGCCGCCGACGAGUAGGCGUCUUCCUGGCAGGCAGUCAAUUAUGGCUGCUGCUGGGGAGGAGUCGAGGACUCCUACAAUCGUUUUGCUGCUUCAUUUUCUAAUAAAAGGAGGGAAAUCAAAGGGUGUUGACGCUAGGAGCAUAAGUCAUGGAGUAGGUGGCAGGUGAAGCCUACCGUGCAGCGUGGGGGUGGCAUCGUACGGGGGUUCUUCUGAGGAUCACCGGCUGAAUUUCCUCGACUGGCUAUGUCCCUGGCAUGGUGCACCACUCCUAUGUUGGCCUUGCUUUUGGAUGCCUUGAUUCUCCUUUGAUGAUCCACCUAUCAGACUGAGUUUUUAGUAUCGUUCUUCAGUUAAACUGGUGUGCGCCUUUGGUGUGUAAUAAUAAAUUGAAGUUUUGUGAUU